This is a messenger RNA of Aphis gossypii (cotton aphid), 943 nucleotides long. RefSeq names its product glutathione S-transferase 1-1-like. Bases 103 to 768 code for a protein of 221 amino acids. Gene Ontology annotation, biological process: glutathione metabolic process. The transcript has 5 exons. NCBI's taxonomy places the organism in Eukaryota, Metazoa, Arthropoda, Insecta, Hemiptera, Aphididae. The record is from RefSeq and is a predicted model, not a curated record. Gene Ontology annotation, molecular function: glutathione transferase activity.
UCAUCGAUAUAAAACUUUAACACAGCUAGACAUUAUUUGACACUGUAUUAUAGCUCUUCUUCGUUCGACUACUCUCCACACCACAGUUGCGAAAACUACAAAAUGACUAUUGAUUUCUACUACGCAAGGUGGAGUCCGCCAUGCAGGACUGUGGAAUUGGUAGCGAGCAUCUUGAAUGUUAAACUCAAUCCAAUUGUGACGACUCCGAGCAAAGGAGAUACGCAAAGACCUGAAUACAAACAAAUGACUCCUCAGCAUACUAUUCCAACCAUCGUUGACAACGGUUUUGUUUUGAGCGAAAGCCGAGCAAUUUGCAAAUAUCUCGUAGAGAAAUACGGUUCUGCCACAGGAGCGUAUUCUAAAGAGCAGCUCUACCCGAAAGAUUUACAAAAAAGAGCGACGAUUGAUCACCGCAUUGAUUUCGAUUUGGGAGCUCUAUACAGAAGAGCAUCUGAUUAUUUCGGCCCAGUGUUCGCGACCGGACACUAUGGAACUGCUGCUUUACCAAAAUUGAAAGCCGCCUUGGAAAUACUCGACGCAUAUUUGGCCAAAACAAAAUGGGUAGCUGGGCCUGAAGUAACUCUCGCCGAUAUCGUUAUAGUGGUUACUAUAUCAUGUUUGGAGAUUGUGGGAUAUGAUCUGACCAGUUAUCCUAAUGUAUUGAGAUGGUUUAAGGCCGCACAAACAACGUUACCCAAUUACAACGAAGCCAAUCACGAGGGAACAAUAGAAUUUAAAGAGUAUCUGUUUUCAAAACUGCUAGAUUAAAAAUCUAUCAAAUAUUGUAAAUAUUAAUUUACACCGUUCGUUAAUUAUAAUAACGUUAAAAAAAAUCAAAAAUGCUGAUUGUAAUAAUUCAAAUUUUAAAAAUACCUUAAUGUGAAUUUUUUUCUGUAGAUUAUUCAUUCAUCAAUAGGAAAAUAAAAUACGUUUUAAUGAAUAA